Molecule: messenger RNA, 147 nt
Organism: Echinops telfairi (small Madagascar hedgehog)
Lineage: Eukaryota; Metazoa; Chordata; Mammalia; Afrosoricida; Tenrecidae
Product: mitochondrial import receptor subunit TOM5 homolog
Exons: 1
Coding region: 1-147 (48 amino acids)
Cellular component (GO): mitochondrial outer membrane translocase complex
Source: RefSeq, a predicted model, not a curated record
AUGUUUCAGCCUGAGGGCCUCGCGCCGAAGCUGGAAAUGAAACGGAUGAUGCAUGGGAGCGUGCUCUCCUCCAUAGGGAACUUUCUUAUCUGCGUGGCCCUGCUGGGACUCACUCCCUUUAGCUUAAAGAAAUUGGAUAGCAUAUAA